CCCCUGACCCCGUCCCUUCCCCGCAGGCGAGUACUGGAUCGACCCCAACCAAGGCUGCAACCUGGACGCCAUCAAGGUCUACUGCAACAUGGAGACGGGCGAGACCUGCGUCUACCCAACCCAGGCCACCAUCGCCCAGAAGAACUGGUACCUCAGCAAGAACCCCAAGGAGAAGAAGCACGUCUGGUUCGGCGAGACGAUGAGCGACGGCUUCCAGUUCGAGUACGGCGGCGAGGGCUCCAACCCGGCCGACGUGGCCAUCCAGCUGACCUUCCUCCGCCUGAUGUCCACCGAGGCUGCCCAGAACAUCACCUACCACUGCAAGAACAGCGUCGCCUACAUGGACCAGGACACGGGCAACCUGAAGAAGGCCCUGCUCCUCCAGGGCGCCAACGAGAUCGAGAUCAGGGCCGAGGGCAACAGCCGCUUCACCUACGGCGUCACCGAGGACGGCUGCACGAGUCACACCGGCGCCUGGGGCAAGACAGUCAUCGAGUACAAGACGACAAAGACAUCCCGCCUGCCCAUCAUCGACUUGGCCCCCAUGGACGUUGGCGCUCCGGACCAGGAAUUCGGCAUCGACAUCGGCCCCGUCUGCUUCUUGUAAACCGGACCCCCCCCCCACGCGUAACAGGAGAGAGUAAUAAUAAUAAUAAUAAUAAUAAAAAAAAAAAAACAGCCAAAAAAAGGAGAAAAUUUCACAUGGACUUGAAUUCGUGUCGGUUUCUAUUCCAGCGUCUCUAAAAUUAUUUGCGUUUCCAUAAAAAAAAAAAAAAUCAAAAAAAAAA
This is a messenger RNA of Oxyura jamaicensis (ruddy duck), 788 nucleotides long. Its product is annotated as collagen alpha-1(I) chain-like. The transcript has 3 exons. The coding region runs from base 89 to 607 and encodes 172 amino acids. The record is from RefSeq and is a predicted model, not a curated record. NCBI's taxonomy places the organism in Eukaryota, Metazoa, Chordata, Aves, Anseriformes, Anatidae. Gene Ontology annotation, molecular function: extracellular matrix structural constituent.